AUGAGGGGGAGGAUAAAUGGCACGAAGGGAAAAGGCGAGCACGGAUGGUAUGUGCUCACUCCUGACUAUGAUCUAUAUGAGCAAAGCUACUCCUUGACUGGUGAAGACGGGCCGGUUCGAUUCAAGGUGAAGGGUCGCCAUUUUACGUAUUAUUCGAGGGUCAAUGCCCCCGUUUACAAGUUUGCAGCGGAUCCUGGCGAUGCCGAUAUGAGGGGAUACAUCGAAACGGCGCUUGACGAGUUGGGGCUGGAGACGGUCCCUCCCGACAGCUGGCGCCCUGCUGAGGUAAAAGUGGCCAGGCACAAGGUUUCUACUUCAUCUCUUCUGGGUCGGCGGUUUGUGCCUCGCAGGAUUACAAAAGGCCGGGGGCUGCUGGAAGAUCCCGUGCCGGAGCCUGAUCUGGACCCUCUAGGAUUGACGCCAGCCCUGCGAGGGCAGCUUCAAGGACUGUCUCUGCCGCCUACCGGCUUCAUGUGGGCUGCUCUGUUGCCUGGUCUGCCUGGGCAGCCUAGACAAGCUGUGGAAGUGGCUGCGGUGGAGGGUAAAGGUGUCCAGUUUGGGGAACACUUAGGCAUGAUUCAUCAUGACACUCUUGGUUGGGUUCCCGUUCACAUGGUCAGAGUCAAGGAUGCCCCCGAGCUCUUCCGUGAUCACCUUGGGCAAGGAGCCUCGGCACAAGCGAUGGACGGACUUUGGGCAACAGAGUCCGGGGCCCGGGGGUCGGACGAAGCUACCCCAUCAGCAGAGGCCGAAGCUUUGGAUGCCAGGGUACUGGAAGUGGACUACAACGCGGCGGGUGAGCGAUACAAAGAUUGGAAGCAGUUAGUCUUGGAAGCAAAGGACUACUCAUUCAGCGACUGGCCUCUCGAGGGGCCUCUUUCUACAGCUCAUCUCCUCCGCCACUUCGGGAAGUUCGGUGGGGAUCCUAAACGUUGGCUGUCGGAAUGGAUGAGGGUGCGUCAGGUGAGUGACUCAGAUCGUGUUGCUUUCGAGAUGCGCACCUUGAUCGACUGUUUGUUCACGGCAGGCAGCUACGACCAACUCAACGUCCCAUCCCUGGCCUGCAUGGAAAUCAUUUCUAGGCGUGUCCAGGGGAUAGUGGAUGCUUACUCAGCUGGAUCUCCAGGAAAUCCGGACUGGUCUAACACCCGGGUGAUCACCGGGUACAAGGGGGCAGAGGACGCUAUCUCGCCGGCGCUCCGCACAUGGGCGGCCCGGCGGAGUAAGGAGGAAGUGGACCUUGCAGUCUCUCGUGCGCGUGUCAGAGAUCAUCGGCGGGGGCUGCAGAUUCCAACCGUGGUGGAGGAAGCAUCCGCCAAUGCAGUGGCAGACGGGGUUCUGCCCAAUGCGGGGCAGAAAGCCAAGGCAAAGCCUGGAAAGGGGUGUGCUGAAGCGAUUGAGGCAUUGAACUGGUUAUCGGGUAGUCUCGACAGGAUCCCAACUCCGGAGGCAGCCCUUUCGGCGUUGCUCCGUGGCAGAUCUGAGUAUGGCUCCGACCUGCCGACUGCAUUGGCGACCUGCUCCCUCGAGCGCAUUUCUUUGCCAGACGAUGUGUCGAACGCUCCCAAUGUGGAGAGCCUUCUGGACAAGGAUGCCCGUCGAUUUUUGCAGUGUCCAGAGCAGAUGCUGAAGCCUGACGCUAAAGGCGACCCGGACUUUCAGCCUUACUGGGAUCCCCUACUCAAAAGGGAUAAUAGUCUUUACAAACGCUUUAUCUUGAAGCUGGAUAAAGCAGGGUUCUUGGUUUACACCAACACACCCAAGAGUCACUGUGGAGUGUUCUUUGUCAAGAAGAGCGACGGCCAGCGUAUUCGCAUGAUAAUCGACUCUCGAGGUACCAACAUGAUGUUCAACUCCCCUCCUGGCGUGGAAUUGCUGACUUCGGACGGGUUUGCUAGAAUUGAGCUUGUGCCACCUGAUCAUCUAGAGCCCGGCUCGCAGGAGUUCGAAAGCUUCAUGAAUGACCAGAAGGUGGGCAUUGGGUUGUCGGAUGUAAAGGACUGCUUCCAUCGCUUACGUCAGCCCUUCUGGUUGGCUGAAUAUUUCUGCCUUGAUCCAAUUCCAGCAGAGUGGGUGAACUUGGUUGGUUCGGUCAUCAACGGUUCGAAGAUUGCUGCCGGUGACCUUGUGUGGCCUGCUCCAGGAUCCUUAUGCAUGGGGUUCACCUGGUCCCUCUACUUUGCGCAGCGCGUGUCGGAGCGCUUAAUGGCUAUGGUUCCUUGCCUGGCCGCCUCACGUCUUGUGAACGACAGGAGCGGCUCCAUCGUGCUGAACCAGAGGGACAAUGAAGAAGGCAAGACCAAUUUGCACCACUAUGUUUAUGUGGACAAUCUUGGCUUGCUCAGCACAGACCUUAAGACAGCAGAAACUGGUAUCCGGGAGGUCGAGCAAGUCUUCACGGAGCACCAGCUGAUUUUGCAUGCAGGCACUGUCUCGGGGGGUUCAACUCGUGCGCUUGGUUGCGACCUCAGGGCGGAUCUCCUUGCCUCCCGGGUCACUCCAGAGAGAUAUCACAAUCUCCGGCAGGCCCUUGAAGGACUUCUUCGUAGACGGCGAGUUUCAGGCCGCCUCCUGGAGGUCGUGAUCGGGCAUGCCACAUUUGUUGGACUUAUGUGCAGGCCUACCCUGAGCGUCUUCAACACUGUCUAUCGUUUCAUCCAGGCCAACUACUCGAAACCUGCAGCGCUUUGGGAAACAGCUAGACAGGAGCUUGCAACCUUCCGAGGAGGGCGAUGUGCCACCGUUGGCCGGGAGCUCGAGCGUGGGCGCUUCAGAAAGUUGGGUUCCCACUCAGCGAGGGAGACGGCUCUGACGGCGGCUGGCUUUGUCCGUGACUCAGUGACUGAUGAGUGGAAGGCCGGCUGGCUCACCUCAGAUGAGUACCUGGCCAGGAGUGGCUGGGGUAUCAAUCAUGACUUUCUUGAAGUACCUGGCCGGUUACUAAGUUCGAAAGAUUGGAGCCCAUGUAUGUGGGGCAAAUGGCAAUAUCCUGCUGGCAUCCUGGAACUGGAGGCGAGAGCCUUGGUGAAAGGACUGCGACGUGUGGCCCUGAGUCACUUCGGUCACGACAUGAGGCAGCUUAUUUUGACCGACAACAUGAGCGUAUGUUUGGCCUUUGAUAGAUCUCGGGCUCGCAGUUACGCCCUCCUGGUACAGAUUAGAAAGUUCAGUGCCUACCUUUUGGCCAGAAACCUUUCAUGCGCUGUGCGUUGGGUGCCUUCGGAGUUGAACAACGCCGACCGUCCAAGCCGUUUGGACACUGAAGAGGACAGCAAACUUCUCACAGAUGUCCUCCCCUCCAUCAAAAGCCAGGAGGGCCCAUCCCGGCUGACGGAGCCAAAGUUCGAGAACCUAGAGCAGUCCCUUUCGACACCACGUGCCAAAGGCAACUUCGACUUGGGGACUGUGAGUUUGGAGACACCAGGGCGAGCAAGCAAGCGUGCGCGAGUGGAAGAGGACAGCCAGACCAGUUCAACCAGCGACACCGUGACCGAGAAGCAAGGUGGUGCCAGAAAGAAGAAACUGGAGAGGCGUGCGCGGAGGAGAGCCCGGACCUCGUGGACCAGCGCUCUCGCGGACGAGGGCAUGACCUUCUUGGAGUCGAGCGCAGUGGCAGCGACUACGUCAAAACAGUACAAGGAGGAGGUUGGACAAGUUUUUCCGCUUUGGAAGACCGCGUGGCCUCGACCUUGGCGACGCUGCUCAGACCGACGUCCUCCUCCUGGACUACCUGAACCUCCUCUACAAGGAAGGGCACCAGAGCUACAAGGCAGAGAGGCUCAUGGCCUCUUUGCUGCGCAGCCGGCCAGACUACGGGCGCCUGGGCACGAAGAAACUGACCCGUUCGUGGCGAGCACUGAAGGGUUUCCGGCGCCUCACACCCGGCAGAACCCGGAAGGCGUUUCCUCUGGCUGUUUGGGCAGCCUUUGCAGUGGAGAUGCGGCGUCUGGGACGACUUCGCAUGGCCCUUUUCUUGCUCACUGCGGCUACUCCAGGCCAUCAGAGUUGCUGAGGGCCAGAGCUUGCAGCCUUGUUCGGCCAGUGGAUGGGGUCACCAGGGCGUGGACCCUGUUGCUCUCGCCGGAAGAGGAGAGGGUCACUUCGAAAACUGGGGACUUCGACAUCUCCAUUGCCCUCGACAGCCCUUGGGUGCUGCCUUGGAGCGACAAACUGUUCUGCUUGCUGAAGUCCUGCCACCCGAUGACCCCACUCUGGGACUUCGACUACCGGGAGUACUCAGAGGUCUUCAAACAGGUGGCGAACCAGCUGGGGGUGGAGGCCACUCCAUACCACACGCGUCACAGCGGGCCAUCAAUCGACAGAGCACGAGAAUACCGCACACUCCUGGACGUGCAGAAGCGAGGCCAGUGGAAUUCACACAAAAGCGUAGUUCGCUACGAGAAAAGUGCCCGGCUGGCCAAGAGCUGGGAGUCCCUGCAGGACGACUUUCGAGCACACGGGGAGUGGUGCGAGCAAAACCUUGGGGCAAUCCUGCUCGGGCACAAGGAGGCCAGAGGUUUUGUCGCAACCGGGACCUGGGCAAGAGGUACGUGA
Messenger RNA from Symbiodinium pilosum, 4554 nucleotides. Lineage: Eukaryota; Dinophyceae; Suessiales; Symbiodiniaceae. The record is from the annotation of a GenBank genome assembly.